AUGGCUUCCUUCCAAAAACUUCAAGAAUUACUGCUACCUUGCUUGGAGGAAGAAAUUAUAGACGACGAAGAAUUUUCAGUGCUUUGCGAGGCGUAUGCUCCACAAAAUCUUCCAUUUCAGCACUCGGCAUACGAGAAAUUUUCUCUCGAAAACAAAAAUUCUGCCGAAUGCAAGGCUGAUUUUCGCGUCGAUAAAAGGGAUAUCGCAUUACUUGUUGAAGUCUUAAAACUUCCGCCCAUCUUCAAGUGCUCUAACGGAACUAUCUGCGAUGGAACCGAAGGCCUCUGUAUUGUCCUAAAGCGGUUCGCAUAUCCAUGCCGCUAUUCCGACAUGAUGCCAAUCUUUGGGCGAUCGGUGCCAGAAAUGAGUAUGAUCUGCAACCAGGUGACAGACUGGAUAUAUAAUACUCACGGGCACAAGGUUACACGGUGGAACCCUGGUGUUUUAAACCCACCUUUAAUGGCUACGUAUGCAGAUGGGGUCCACUCUAAAGGAGCAGCCCUUGAUAACUGUUUCGGCUUUAUAGACGGAACUGUGCGGCCCAUUAGUCGGCCGAUGUCAAACCAGCGAGUUGUUUAUAAUGGCCACAAGCGCGUACAUGCGCUCAAGUUCCAGGCCGUCACGCUUCCCAAUGGACUGAUUGCUAAUAUCUAUGGUCCUGUAGGUAAGCCCCAGAUUUUUUUUCUAUUCACAAAGCAACCUUUUUUCCCUUCAUUGCCAUGUUUAUGGAAUUUUUGUUUCAUUGUACUUGCCUCUUAAUAUUGCCGUAUUUUUUGUUGAAAUUCUUUUAGUAAUUGAUAAUAGCCUAUUCAAUUUCUUGUUUCCACGCCAUAUACCCUACGUGCUAGUUAAAUGUAAAGGCUGCAUGACUUGAUUUUAGCGAACAUUAAUGAUGACAUAUACAUCCUUAAUUUGUUUUAAGAGUGGAACCUUUGUUUUCUUUCCUUCUUGUAGAAGGCAGAAUGCACGAUGCAAGAAUGCUGGCAGUCUCCCAACUGUAUGAUGAUUUACAAAACUUUGCAUUUGACCCUGUAGGUAGAGCAAUGUGUUUAUAUGGGGAUCCAGCAUACCCACUCAGGGUUCACUUGCAGGCACCUUUCAGAGUUGGCAUUCUAACAAGAGAUAUGGAGAUGUUUAAUGAGUCCAUGAGUGCUGUUCGCUCAUCAGUUGAAUGGUUAUUCGGAGAUAUU
Messenger RNA from Porites lobata, 1190 nucleotides. NCBI's taxonomy places the organism in Eukaryota, Metazoa, Cnidaria, Anthozoa, Scleractinia, Poritidae. The record is from the annotation of a GenBank genome assembly.